Molecule: messenger RNA, 482 nt
Organism: Aphanomyces astaci
Lineage: Eukaryota; Oomycota; Saprolegniomycetes; Saprolegniales; Verrucalvaceae
Exons: 1
Coding region: 44-271 (75 amino acids)
Source: RefSeq, a predicted model, not a curated record
AUCAAAAUCACGCACCACGCGUUUCGUUUCAGUUCUCAUUUUCAUGUCCACUGCCAACAUGGCCAACAUCACCACCACCACCAACCACGCACCGCCUCUGCAAGCAACGGGCGAAGCAAUCCCCUACAGUCACCCACAAGGGUCCCCUACCAAAGCCAAUUUGUACUCGACGUCCUUCAGUCUUCGGGACUGCGAGAGCUGGUUCUGCCUAGCUGGCGCGUUCUACGUGGCCUCCGUAUGUCUACAAGUGCUUCAAGCCUCCACUGCAUAGCCUCAACCGUCGCAUCCUACGAAACACCUUACGUUAUUUUGUAAUUUACUUCUCGAUCCGCCUUGACAUGUCUGCAAGCUGUUGUUGGCUCAACGAGCGCGGCGGAAUCAUUCGAAUCGAGAACCUUGCUUAGGGCAACACGGAUUUGCCCUAAGCAACACGGAUUUGACUGGGCCCACAUAUGUCACAGUUAAUGUUAUGGCAGCAUCAA